Molecule: messenger RNA, 2393 nt
Organism: Tripterygium wilfordii
Lineage: Eukaryota; Viridiplantae; Streptophyta; Magnoliopsida; Celastrales; Celastraceae
Product: mechanosensitive ion channel protein 10-like
Exons: 5
Coding region: 117-2228 (703 amino acids)
Biological process (GO): detection of mechanical stimulus; transmembrane transport; monoatomic anion transport
Cellular component (GO): plasma membrane
Molecular function (GO): mechanosensitive monoatomic ion channel activity
Source: RefSeq, a predicted model, not a curated record
UUUUCUCCUCUCUGUUUUUCUGUCUAUUGCUUUCUUUCUUUUUCACUUGCUUCAGCAGAAACUGCAUUCACUGGUCGUCUUCUCUCGUUUCUUCCAUUGUGUGUAAUUCUGCCUUCAUGGAGGCUCAAGACCAUGACUAUCACAAAUCCAACACAGAUCAUGUGGUUCUCAACAUGGAACAUCAAACCUUCAAACCCAAACUACCACCCUCUGAUCAUGAAGACCAUACCAAUCAAUCACUGCCCUCCCAGACCCCAACAAAAACCAAAACCCUUCGCCGCCUCAACUUCUCCAAACCCAAGUCCCGUUUUGCUGAGAUCAACUAUCCUCUUGAAGGCAAAAUCAUUCUCAAAUCUGAAGAACUCGAACCCUUAAACCCACAAGAAGAAUCCUCCUCCACCGACGAAGAAGAAGAAUGGUUUGAGAAAUAUGAAGAAGAACAUGGAGAGCAAGCCAAGGAUAGCAAAAAAAGGAAGAGAAAGAUCAAUAAGAGGGCCUUGAUUGAAUGGACAUUGUUUCUAAUCAUCAUGACUUGCUUGACAUGCUCUUUGACCCUAAACACACUCAAGAUCAAAGUGGUUUGGGGGUUGAAGAUAUGGAAAUGGUGCUUGAUGGUCAUGGUAGUCUUCUGCGGCCGCCUUCUCUCUGGUUGGGUUGUAGCAUUUCUUGUGUUCCUAAUCGAGCGCAACUUCAUGCUAAGAGAGAAAGUACUCUACUUCGUCUACGGGCUCCGUAAGAGUUUCCAAAAUUGUGCCUGGUUAGGGCUUGUUGUGGUAGCUUGGAUGCUCAUGUUCCCAAAUAGUCACAAACACAAUAGGGUCCUCAGAGGAGUUUUUCUUGCACUAAUAGCUAUCUUUGUUGGUGCCACAAUUUGGUUACUAAAAAUCUUGCUUGUUAAAGUUCUUGCCUCAUCUUUUCAUGUGACUACAUUCUUUGAUCGCAUGAAGGAGAGUGUAUUUCACCAUUACAUUCUUGAUACACUCUCCGGUCCACCUCUCGACGAGGCAGAGAGGGAACAACCGCAUAAGAGGCUCUUCCUAGAGUCGAAGUCGAUGCCUGCGAGGCUAAGGGAUCGCCACGCCUUGUUGGCGACGAGGUCUAAGCGAUUUGGGUCGAGAAGGAUUGACAUGGAGAAGUUGAAGAAGUUGAGCAUGGAAAGUAGGCCAAGUGCUUGGAACGUUAAGAGGCUUGUGAACUACAUUAGAUCUUCAGGAUUAACCACCAUUUCAAGGAUGGUGGAUGAGUUCACCGGCGGUGAAUCUGAGAUUCUCAGCGAGUGGGAGGCUAGGAAUUGUGCUCAGAGGAUUUUCAAGCAUGUUGCCAAGCAUGGUGCAAAGAGCAUAGAAGGGGAGGAUCUUCUAAGGUUUUUGAAGAACGACGAGGUUCAUACCAUAUUUCCUCUCUUUGAAGGAGCUCUCGAGACCGGAAGAAUCUCUAAAUCUUCUUUUCGGAACUGGGUGGCACAAACUUACAUUGAACGUAAAGCAUUGGCACAUUCCCUGAACGAUACCAAGACGGCUGUGCAGCAGCUUCACAAGCUAGCGAGCGCGCUUGUAAGCAUUAUCAUCGUGGUUGUUUCACUUCUUGUGAUGGGUUUGGCCACCACCAAGGUCGUCUUCGUCGUCACAUCUCAGCUACUACUUUUAGGGUUUGUGUUUCAAAACACAUGCAAAACUAUAUUCGAAUCCAUCAUCUUUGUCUUCGUCAUGCACCCUUUCGAUGUCGGUGAUCGUUGCGUUAUUGAUGGCGUACAAAUGAUAGUAGAAGAAAUGAACAUUUUGACAACAGUUUUUCUACGAUACGAUAUGGAGAAGAUAUAUUAUCCGAACUCGGUUCUUCUUACAAAACCCAUCAGCAAUUUUAGAAGAAGCCCAGAUAUGGGAGAUACUGUUGAAUUCACCAUUGAUGUCUCAACCCCCAUUGAUGAUGUUAAUGCCCUAAAAAAGGCCAUACAAGCAUACAUAGAGAGCAAACCAAAGCAUUGGAGCUCAAAACACUCGGUGCUAGUAAAGGAGAUUGAGAAUUUGGACAAGAUGAAGAUGGUUCUGUGUAUUCAACACACCAUAAACCAUCAAAACUAUGGAGAGAAGAGCCUUAGAAGGUCAGAACUUGUUCUUGAAUUGAAAAAAAUCCUUGAGAAUCUUAGAAUAAAGUACAAUCUCCUUCCACAAGAGAUACAUCUCACACAUAUCAACACCAUGGCCAUCACCAAUGCAAGGAUGAUAUAGACUUCUUCAUGUUUUUAAUUUAUGUUUCUGAGUUGUUUAAUUAGAUAAUCUUCUUAAAUAUAACUUAAGGGUCAUGCACACUCCAUGUAAUAACUUUGGUUUGACUAUGAAUUUGUGUAUAUGGAAUCUCAAAGUUGAUAACUUUAGCAAUAAUAUAUAUAUAUG